Oncorhynchus kisutch (coho salmon) is the source of this 5660-nucleotide messenger RNA. It is a transcript of the gene rgl1, whose product is annotated as ral guanine nucleotide dissociation stimulator-like 1. The coding region runs from base 481 to 2925 and encodes 814 amino acids. Gene Ontology annotation, molecular function: guanyl-nucleotide exchange factor activity. Gene Ontology annotation, biological process: Ras protein signal transduction. The record is from RefSeq and is a predicted model, not a curated record. NCBI's taxonomy places the organism in Eukaryota, Metazoa, Chordata, Actinopteri, Salmoniformes, Salmonidae. Gene Ontology annotation, cellular component: plasma membrane. The transcript has 17 exons.
AUAGACAAUAGAAUUUAAUCACUCAUUUGGUCAGAGCUGGUAGGCUACAACCAAGCUCCACACACACCGAGAGGGGAAAAGAGAGAAGGAGUGAGUUUAAAGGAGAAGAGAAAGAGGAAACUGUGUCUGUUGGAGAGGAAGCCUCACUCACACCUCCAGGAACAUAGUGAAGAGGGAAUUGCAAGACCAGAGACACAGCAACCUAGCCUGGGAGCAGGAGGACUGACCAGCCUACUGAACCACACAGGCAGAGAAUAUAACAGAGAAUAAAACCUGAGCGCUUGGGUUACAGAAGACCAGUGACAACAGUCCCUCUGAGCCAGUGGAUCCACAACAACAUUCUACCACCCUGAUCCAGACACUGAGGAACCAGAGACCCAGAGAUCCAGAGGAAGCCCCAACAGCACCCUCGCGCCUCCUUCCAGAGUAGAAUAUGUCCUGCCAGCCCAGCCAACCCUGCCGCUGAGCCGCUGGGGCACCAUGAUAUCCCACUACCCCCUGGCCAUCCUGCUGCCCUGGCCCCCCGGUCCCCACGGACACUGCUCCGACAUGGAGGCCUCUCUGCUGGAUGGGGAGGGAGGGGUGGCCCUGCAGAGGUACCAGGCUCGAUCACCAGAGAGCAGCCCCCGACACUGGAGCUCGGUGCAGGACUGGGGGGAGGAAGUGGAGGAGGGAGCAAUAUACAACGUGACACUGAAGAGGGUCCAGAUUCAGCAGGCUGCCAACAAGGGAGCAAGAUGGCUGGGGGCUGAGGGGGACCGGCUGCCCCCUGGCCACACAGUGAGCCAGCUGGAAACCUGUAAGAUCCGGAGUAUCCGUGCGGGAACGCUGGAACGGCUGGUGGAGACCCUGCUGACGGCGUUCGGGGACAAUGACCUCACUUACACCAGCAUCUUCCUGUCCACGUACCGCGCCUUCGCCAGCACACACACCGUGCUGCAGCUGCUGUUGGACAAAUAUGGAAUUCCAGAGGAUAGUGAAGGACAGAUGGAGCGAUGUAGACCCUCUGAAACCAAAGGAGCCGUUCGAACUGCCCUGGCCUCCAUCCUUCGAGUCUGGCUGGACCAGUGUCCAGAGGACUUCCAGGAGCCUCCAUCUUACCCCUGCCUCCACAGAGUCAUGGCCUAUCUACAGAGGGCCCUGCCUGGAUCGGAGCCCAUUCGUAGAGCCCAGAGUCUACUGGGGCAGCUACAAGCCGAGGCCAGUCUGGAUCCAGACUCCGAGGGUUUCUCUGGCGGUUUCCAUGGCAACAGCUCCUUCUGCCUGGGUGAGGAUGAGGAAGUGGAGAUCGAGGUCCAGGAAGACUUCCUGUCAUUUGAUGCAGAUUUGGUGGCCGAGCAGCUAACCUAUAUGGAUGCGUUGUUGUUCAAGAAGGUGGUUCCUCACCACUGUCUGGGUUCCAUCUGGUCCCAGAGGGAUAAGAAGCAAAACAAGCACAGUGCUUCCACCAUCCGUGCCACCAUCACCCAGUUCAACGCUGUGGCAGCAUGUGUGGUCAGCACCAUACUGCACCGACGCCAGAUCCGCCCGCACCUCAGGGCACGGGUCAUCCAGCGCUGGAUAGACGUCGCUCAGGAGUGUCGCAUGCGUAAGAACUUCUCCUCGUUGCACGCCAUCGUAUCUGCACUGCAGUCCAACCCACUCUACAGACUGAAGAGGGCCUGGUCCUGCGUGCACAAAGACGGCAUCUCUACGUUCGAGGAACUAUCAGACAUCUUCUCAGAUCACAACAACUACCUGACCAGCCGAGAGCUGCUGAUGAGGGAGGGCACCUCUAAGUUUGCCAAUCUGGAAGGCUGUGCUAAGGAGCACCAGAAACGCAUUCACAAACGACUCCAGCUGCAGAAAGAAAUGGGUGCCAUGCAGGGGACGAUACCUUACCUGGGCACCUUCCUGACAGACCUGACCAUGUUAGAUACUGCUCUACCAGACCUAGUAGAGGGUGGGCUCAUCAACUUUGAGAAGAGACGGAGGGAGUUUGAGGUGAUUGCUCAGAUCAAGCUGCUGCAGUCUGCGUGUAACAGCUACUGUCUGAGUGCUGACGCUGCCUUCCUGCGCUGGUUCAAGAGCCAGCCCCAGCACAGUGAGGAGGAGAGCUAUGCUAUGUCUUGUGACAUUGAAGGAGUGGGAGACAGCAGUCCUACUUCACCCAAACCCCGCAAGAGCAUGGUCAAGAGACUUAGCCUACUGUUUCUGGGUGUAGACUCCUCUGCAGCGAGUUCUCCGUUGAGGGAAACACCUCGGUCGCCCCCUACUGGCAGCUCUGGGGAGAGCAUGGACUCAGUUAGUGUGUCGUCUAGUGACUCCAGCCCUUCAGAAAGCGAUGGCAUGGCCAUGACCCCUAUACACACCUCCGACACUCAGCAGAACAAGUUGUCCGAGUCUUCUUCCUGUACUUCUCUCCACUCCAUGGAUACCACCUCAUCAUCAGCCAGUGUUCCAGUGACCCCAGCCUCUCCCUCUCUCCCCGGGCCACCCUGCAUGCACCGUCGCUCUGUCUCCCUGACACCCAUGUCCCCCUCCUCCCCCCUGCCCCCGGCCUACAACACCCAGGCCCAGGACGCCUGCAUCAUCAGAGUCAGCCUGGAGCAGGGCAAUGGCAACCUCUACAAGAGCAUCCUGUUGACGAGUCAGGAUAAGACUCCAGCAGUGAUUUCUAGAGCUGUGGCCAAACACAACCUGGAGAGUGAGCCUGGGGAGGGAUAUGAGCUGGUGCAGGUCAUCUCUGACGAGAGAGAGCUGGUGAUUCCAGACAACGCCAACGUCUUUUACGCCAUGAACACCUCAGCCAAUUUUGACUUCCUGCUUCGUGUGCGAGGCAAAGCGGGGAGGCCGGUCCAGCUGAGAAGUCGCUGCGCCUCCACACUCCCCCGCGCCCAGCAGCGCUCCAGCCUGUCUCUGCGCCUCAGCAAGGUCACACUGUGACUCCCAGGACAGUGACACAAGGACUGGAGGGACCACAGACUGGAGGGGGUGGGAGACUGAGACGGAAGCAUGGGGGAGUGAGUUGAAGUCAAUGAAGUCAAUGAGACUCUGAAUAUCCUAUUCCCAAAACCCCUGUCCCCCAAUCGGACCCCCACCUCUCAGUGCCCACAUACAUCCCCCAACUCCAGAAGCAGCCUGUGGCCUUCCAAUCCCUGUCCCUACCACCCCCCCAACCCCUAUGGACUAUUAUGGAUGUGUAGUGGGACUUCAGUGCCAUAUAGAAUAUAGAUGCCUUUGGCAGAGCGAGACAGUGCCCCCCUCCCCGCAACCUUCCGCUCUCCACAUGAAGAGGUUUUGCACAUGCAGGAGGAGUGACUCCUGCCCUCCAUCAGUAUUCAGCUUUUUUUAAUCAACUCUCUUCUUUCCUGUGAUGCCUGUUAUGUUUCCCAUUCAGAGGGAGAUGGGAAGGAGAGUGAGACUGCGAUGUCCAGUCCUGUUGCCUUUAUUAAUGAUGAUGAACUCCUGUGUCAGUAUUAAUCUGGGUGAUUGAUUGACAGGAGCUGUGUGAUGUCACUAUCUUUCUUCUUUGUUUCCUCCACCUCAUUGUGUGCACUGUGUGUAACACACCGGACUGCGCUUCUAAUAUUCUGAGCUGUGUGACGAAUACCAUUAUAGAGGCAUUCUGAUAGGUUCCUACUUGGUUUUAACAAGUCCUUUCCUUUUGAAAUUGCUUAGCUGUCCUAUCUCAUCUGUAGGGUGUAGUGACACAUAGGAUGGGUCUCUAUGUGAGGCCCGGAUUGAGUGGCCUGCCGCGCUGAUUAGCAGUCCUGAUAGAGAUGCACUUGUUGGUGGCUAGGUGACGUCAGGAGGUGGGAAAUGGGUGGAAUGCUCUUCUUCUUUUCACCUCUGCACAAAAUGAAGUAUAGUUUUGUUUUCCUCUGAUGUUUUUUACAGGGCAGAAGAAAAAAGUAUAUGUAUCAAACUUGGAGAGGGUUCCAAAGGACGAUGUUCUUAAAUGAUAUGUGAAUUCAGAUGGUCAGAAAGAAGACAGUGCCAGAUUUGCUGUGCUUCAUUUGGAAUCGUGACAGAGGGACAGACUCCCACUCCAGUGCUCAGUGGGUGCACAUUACAUUAAUGAGCACUGGGGCUUAUUCAGGAGGGUGCAGGGUUAAGGUCUAUCUGCUGAACACUCCGUCACUUAUCAUGUGCACUUGGGUGGAGUCAAAUUUUUUAGAGCAGCACCGUUUGGCAACAUGAUACCCUCGCCGGUCCAUGUGUUCCUAGACCCCCGAUUUAUAAACAUUCACAAGGCUCCAUUUGUGAAAAAACAAAGAAUCACAUUGAAAACUACCACUGUUGGCUAAUUUAAAAGAAAACUAACUGCAUUUUUGAAUAAUAGCUAAAUCUAAUGAAAGUUUUGGUUUGUUUUACAUUACCUCAUUUUGUGCCUGCCAGUUGGCUGUAGGCUAAAAAUAGCAAGCUAGCCUUUCCAUCUUCCCAAUUUAUAAUUAAAUAAAUGCCCUGGCAAAUAUUCUUAUACUUGCCAGUGUAACCUACAACAUUAUUCCAGUUUAAUCUGCUGCUUGAAUGUAUUCGCUCCCAUUUCAGCUAAAAAUAGAAUGUGGUCAUUUUUGCUCAUGGAGAAAAAGCACAUGGCUAGCAGCUGUUUUACCAUUUAGAAGUAGCCUAAAAUCAAGUAAUUACUUCGAAACAAACUGGUGCUUAUUUUUAGACCAAAUUGAUAGAUGUAGAGUUAAUUAUUUAGUGAAACCAGUGGUGUAGUGAAUGGUAAAUGUUUUGCUGGAAAAUUAAUUCAACGUAUAAGGAGCUUGACUUUUUUCACCGCAACCCCAUUUUUUUCUACCACUACAGUGUGUGAAACAGCUUUGUGCCAAAAGAGAGAGGAACAAAAUCACAUUUUUGGGGUUCAAUUUCAACCAAGUAAAUUUGGUGGUAAAAUACAGCCUCAUUAUCUACACAACAGUGCCCCCACCCUCACAAAGGAAUAAUAUGCUGCAUUUCAACGUUUUUGUGGAGAGAAUCGGCAUAGCAAGCGACUAGGUAGGCUUACGUACUACAAGGAGCCGCCCAUUUUGUGGUGAAAAAUGACAUUCAAGUACUGCGUUGCGCUCUGUUUGCGUAAACGUUCAGAUGGAAAUUGUCAUUCGGAAUAGGCAGUCAUGUCUGCUCUUACAACAGUCUCAACAUUACAGCCCCCUGUGCACCGAGCCUCAGCCAAUCACUCACUCCCAAUAGUUUGAGUCACAGACGAUCUGAAGAAAAGAAAUCACACCAGCCCACACUGACACUAACUCAGUUCCUCCUGUGCCCAGGCCCCUACACACACACACCUCCCACUUUAACAGAAAUGUUUACUGGCUCCCACACACUGCCUAACCAGCAUUAACACCACCACCCCAUCGGUCACACACACACACACACACACACACACACUGAAUGCUGUCCAUCCUGUGCCAUAAAUACCUAUUCUCUCCUUGCACACUGUGGUUAUGUUUAUAACACUCGUUCUCUAAUACUGACAUUCUGGUCAUCUCACUGAACGCAGUGUACUGAUCUGUUAUUGGUCAUACUAAAGGCUGGGCAAGGUUUACUCUGGUCGAUUUCCUCCUAUCUUGAUUCUCAUUCAGCACUUGUGAUUUUUCUCUCAUGAACUUUGUGUACUUCUUCACUGCCAAAGAAUUCUCUACCUAAAUAAAUUAUUAUCAUUACUAUGA